This is a messenger RNA of Apis laboriosa (Himalayan honeybee), 12843 nucleotides long. It is a transcript of the gene LUBEL, whose product is annotated as E3 ubiquitin-protein ligase lubel. Gene Ontology annotation, molecular function: K63-linked polyubiquitin modification-dependent protein binding; K48-linked polyubiquitin modification-dependent protein binding; zinc ion binding. Bases 739 to 12711 code for a protein of 3990 amino acids. The transcript has 21 exons. Gene Ontology annotation, biological process: protein linear polyubiquitination. Gene Ontology annotation, cellular component: LUBAC complex. NCBI's taxonomy places the organism in Eukaryota, Metazoa, Arthropoda, Insecta, Hymenoptera, Apidae. The record is from RefSeq and is a predicted model, not a curated record.
UAAUUAUCUUAUUGAUAUACUAUAUUAUUUAUAAUUUUGUCUACGAAAAUGACGAGGACUGGUCGCGAUGAUCGUGGGGGGAUCUAAAUUUACAAUUCUUGGAAAUCGGCUACUUUAUUGCUCUUAUACUAGACAGAAUCGCCGCAUAGAACAAAAGAGUAUGAACAGUCGGGAAGAACAGAAGGGGUAAACGUUCUAAAGAUACGUAGGGCUCUAAUUCGAGGAUCUAAUUCAUGCAUGUGGAACUCAUGUGCCGCCGCAACGGCUGGAACUUUCACAUCGCUCUUCUUCCGCUAACAAGAAUCACCGAUGAUGUUCCCUCGAAAUGCAGCUCGAAAUUGAUCGAUUUUUUCUUUCCUUCUUUUCAUUUAUAAACAAACGAAGCACGCUUCCUCUUCGAAGAAGAAAAAAAAAAGAAAGAAAAAUCUGAAUCAACUUUCGACGAAACGAAUGAAUGAAUUUGUAAAAAGAAUCGUAAUGCGAUAUUUAUAUUUUCUUCGUAACCGUGUCAAACCGAGGAGAUAUAUGUGACCGCUCGAUUUUAUUUCGAGACACGAUUUUUCCCCCGCAGAGAUAGAUAGAUUCGAUUUCAGCCCGUUCCGGCGUGGUAUCGACCGGCUUGACGGUGUGACGUCACGUUUUCCUCGAUGAUCCACUCAGAGAAAAAUCCUCUCGUCUAGCCGAAGUCACCGCUCAGACGCCCAGCCCAAGAACCCGGGAGCUGAAAAAUGGCGUCCUAUGGCCAUCUCGAACCCAUCGACUCGGUUGCGCAUGGCAAGGUCCAUGCCCCACUGGGUACUGGCGCAACAACAGAAGGAGAUGGAUCAGAAGCAGCAACGCCGACCACCGACCCCACCCAAAGUACCGCCACCGUCGCUCUCCGGAGACUGUGGUGACCCGGACUACGAGAUCAUCGAAUUUCCGACCCGACCGCAAGCGCAGAAAUCCUCAAAUCAGACACCGGCCGCGAACAAGUGCGCCCUAUGCGGGGCCGAGAACGUGUACGCCCGUUGCGACACGUGCAACGGCAAUUACUGCGAGGCCUGCGACGACAUGAACCACAAACAUCCGAAAAGGAAGAGCCACGUGCGAAGAAGAAUCGUGACCGGAACGGCCGCGAAAACGCGGCCACCCUUGCCGCCGAAAGGGGAGAAUUUGUCCAGCCCGCCGCCCGUACCGCCACCUAGGCGGAACCGCAAGAACGCUCAGGCUAAAUCGACGCAAAACCAGGGAUCGACGAAUCUCUUGAUCGAGAGAGUUGGCAGUUUGAAGCGGACACUUCCAAACACGACCAGACCCCUGUCAGCCACGUUAGAUACGAAAACCGUGUCGAAAUCCAUGCAAUCUAUGAAUAUCACUACCGAUGGAGCAGGAUCGAGCACCGACAAAAUGUCCACUUUACAGGAGAGGUAUAGGAAAUACCAGGAGGCGAUGAGAGCGCAGGAUGCGAACAGAAGGAGGCACACUUCUUCCGACAUUUCGAGAGACGCGGUGAGCGCAAGGCCGUUGAGUGUGACCAGUCCGAAACUCGCACCUCCGAUACCACCACCUCCCCCGCCCAGAUCCAUGAUGCAAUCGGCCAGCGUUUGCGAUUUAUCGUCGCCUCAUAUGUGGAAUCCUGGAAUGCAUCAGGCUCAAUCAAUGGCCCAUCUCGGUCCUGGAGGAAUGCCAAUAAUGUGGUAUCCACCGAAUCCUCAAUGGGACAUGAGCAUGGGCGGUUCGACGAUGAGCCUGAACCAUCCGGCUAUGUGGGCCUAUCCCAUGGGAUAUCCUCCAUCACAGAUGCUCCCGCCGCAUUAUCCGGGUACCCUGUCCAGGCCUCACAGCCCGGCAAGAAGCGUGAAAUCGAGCAGAAGGUCGAGAGCAGCCUCGCCGUCCCCUAGUCUGAAAUCUAGAAAGUCGUUGGCCUCGAGGUCGAGAUCGAGAAGAUCCCAAGGCUCGCCGUCCGAUGCUAGCUCCGAAGAUUCCGGAGAGUCGGAUUUCGAUGACAGGCUCUCCAAGAGCUCGAGAGGAACCAGGCGUGGAAGCGUGUCCAGGAGCGCGAGGCAAAGGAGUUAUCACGAGGAUGAUAGGAACUUGUUGAACAGGAAUCGUCGCGAAAGGCUAAUGUCAGAGGAAAGAGUUACCAGUACGGAGGAUCAAUGGUCCGAGAAUCAAUCGGUGAAACGGUAUCCAAUGUCGCCUAAGGGCUACGACGAAUUCCAGAAAAACAGUCUAAAUUCGCGAAGACGAUACGAGCAAGAUGAGCGGAGGCUUUCCAGGGUGGAUUCACGAUUGGAUCGCGUUCAGAAUGGCAGCUAUCGUCGAAAACGGAGCACCGACGACGACUCGUCGGAUAGAAGAUCCAGCGUGCAGACACGAUCCAGAGUGACCAGCUCCUCUGACGAUCAUUUCGAGAGAUCAGAAAUGAUGGUUCCACGGCGAAGGGACGACGAGGUGAUUCCUAGAAGAGCCUCCUCCGUGAGAAGAGACAUCGUGAAUUUGGACAACCUCGAAAGAUCUUCUCGCAGAGAUUCUCGAAGAUCCUCCAUAGACAGCGAUACACAGAUGACGAGAAAAACUCCUUCCAGAGAUUCGUUCCCCAAGAAGAUCCAGGGAGCGGAGGGAAUCAUCGAUGAUGCGAGAUCGAUUAGAGAUGUCGAAGAGAACGCACCACGCGUCGCGAGUGGUCUUCCAAAUCGCGAGUCCUCGCAAGAUCGAAACGUGGCCACGAAGCGAGAACCUUUGUCGAGAAAACAAACUUCGCCCGAGGAGAUGGAAAGAUUGAGACGAGCUUCGUCCCGUGAGAACGUGAGAAGGACCCCGUCUCGAGAGGGAGUCCCUAGAAAAAUUCGCGAAAGCGACGAGCCACGACCCAUGAGUGGGAAUCGAGAAGUUGGUCGUUUCGUUGAAACGGAGAAACGAAGCGAGGAGGGUGCAAAGAGGAUGGAGAAUGAACGAAUUAAACGUCUGGAAAGGACGCCAUCGGUAGGAAAAGAAGAAAAGGGUGGAACAACGACGAACCCGGAUCAACGAAAUUCGUCCAAAGACGCAAAUGAAAGAAACACGACGAUGGAGAUCCCUAAAGAGGAAUGGGCUUGCGAGCAUUGCACUUUUAUAAACAAUAUAAAGGAUCGGGUGUGCGUUGUUUGUUGCAAAACUAGAAGCAGCGCGUUGCCGCCUAGCACGGAAGAGAACAUGGAAGAUGUUCCAAGCGAUUUGAGCGAGAUUCCCAAAAAUGAGUCGGCCAGCAACGUCAGCAAUCCCAGUCCAGAUCUCGAGAAACGGAUCAGCCUGUUAAAGAUUUCGAACAGCGAAGAGAGCGGGGACAGUGUCUCCACAAAGAGCAAAGAUAUCGCGAUGUUUGAAGAUUCGUCGAAAGUCACGGACAAACCGAUGGCUGAAUCUUCUUUGAAAAAUGAAUCGGCAUUGAUAACGAACGAUUCGUCGGUAACAAGCACGAAAAUAAACGAUGUGGAGCCAAUUAAACGACCCAUGCUCGGGAAAAUUCCAAAAAGCCAUUCGGUUUCCACUGGAACCUCCCCACCUCCUCAGAGCAUUUCCACUCAAACCUACGACUACCUUCCAUCGAGAGGAAGUGGCGGAUUCGUGAGAGCUGCAUCCGCUUCAAAGGGAUUAUUGUAUUAUGAAGAGAGCGAUGGAGAGGAUGCUGAGCGUUUGUUUCAGGAACAAACCGGAUACGCGAACAGCCCAGAUUUGUAUCCACGAACGAUCCAGGAUCAAUCAUAUCUCCAACAGUUGAUCGGGCCCAGCAGGGAUCGUACGCGAAGAAAUUCCAUCGACUCCACUCACCUUUAUUAUCGUUCCAGGGAACCGAGCCAACCCAGAUACCUCGAAGCUGGACCAAGUUCACAAGGUGUUUCAACGUUGACCAGACAAGGCUUGGAGAUCGUAGAGAUUUUGAGGGAGGCUGAGAAACAUGGUUACUCCACCGACGACGUCCAGGUGGCUUUGUCUCAGGGGGCGAGCAACCCCAUCGACUGGUUGAAGACCCAAUGGCCCCACUUGGUGGAAACCGUGCAAGUUCUGGUUACCACUCAAGGAAGGGAGAUGAAAGAGAAUAAUAUUGGGAUGCUUUCCGGCGUGGAGGCGAAAGAGGCCUUGAGAGUUACGAAAGGGGAUGUUUGGAAGGCUGUCGCGAUGGCCGCUCAACGUAGACAGCUAAAAUGCGAGGAAAUUAUGAAGAAAGGGAAUUUCACGAUGAUGGAAGUGGUGAAAGCGUUGGAAAAUAACGCCGGUGCCGAGGAUGCGGCUUUGUUCGAGCUGCAAAAAAAUCAGCUCAAGCCGUUCUUGAUGAGGAUCUGGGGUCCUCCGGUUGGGGUGGAAAACGACGAGGCUGCACCGCGGGAAGAUGCGGUCGGUGGUGAAACGAGCGGUUCCGAACAGAUUACCCGCGUGGGUACGGACACGGAAGCCAGGAAGCAGGUAAUGUCACCAAUCGUAGAAAAUUUCGUCGCGUUGCAGGCCGACUUUCAAAAGCAACUGGCAGCCCUCAGACAGCUAACCGAUAACUGGCAACACGAAAAAGACCCCCUGAACACGCUCGGUAAUAAGCCUGAUAAUCUGUAUCAAGUUAACAAUGACGAUCGAACAGUUCUAAUCGAUAAAAAUCUGGUCCCAAGGGACGCACAAGAUGUAGCCAACACAGUUAAAACAAUGGAGAACGAGGGAUCGAUGAAACGAGCGAAUGAGGACGAAACUAAAUUAACGAUUCAAAAUACACCGAUCGAAAAACACGAUAAAAAUAAUGAUUCCGAGAUACGAAAUUUGAUUGGAGAAAAACAAGUCGAAAAAUUGGAGGAGGAUACGAGCGAUAAAACGAUCAAAGACGAAAUUUCUCGCGACGACAAAAAUAAUAAUAUCUCGUACGAGAUCCAUCAAACCGAGCCAAUGAUGAUGAUUAAAAAUAUUACUUCACCUAUUGUAACCGAAGACCACGAUAAAAGCAUUAAUAAUCCUACGAUGAGUUUAAUUGAAAAAGAAGUUUCCGAUCUGGAGGAAAAUUCGUGGCAGAAUGAUCGAAGCGAUCGGGAGCAAAAAGAGAUUUCGAUCAUCGAUAGAGACGUAAAGGGAGAAAAAUCUAAAGAGAAGGAGGAAAGCGUUUCGUCCCCUGGUAUCGAGAAAGAAUCAUCUUAUACAGAAGUGGGCGAAACGAACGAUGUAACCAGAUCGAAAGAGAAUGUAAAGAAAACGGUAAAGAUGAGUUCGAAAGUAGCCCAAGAGAAGGGCGAAGAACCGAUUGGUUCUCGCAUUAAAGAAAGCGAAACGACCUCCCGAAAGAGAUCCGAUCCCGGGCAAAGCGGCGUAGAAAUAGAUAAAGCUUCCUCGCCGUUCUCGAAGAAGAACGAGCCGCCAUCCCAGAAGGCUUCCUCUGAUCUUCAUCAAAGGCCGUUACAAGUAGAUAAAGAUUCCUCUUUGGUGGAAAUACCGAGUAUCCCUUUGCCGUCCAACGUAUCGGGCCACGGUUUGCCGGACAGUAUAUCUCGGAUGUUGGAGGAAUCUACUCGAGAUCAACCGCAAACCGAUGGAAUCGAACGGCCUGAUUUAAUAAACGAAACGAUGGAACGAGAUGGCUUGGAUCUCUCUCGGAGGGAGGCACCGAUCUCCGCAGAAUUAAUUAAGGCUGUUGAAAAUUCCUUCGAGGAGAAAAACGAGAGGAUUUCGGGGAAUAUCGAAACGGCGAGCAAAGAAACGAACGAAUCGAAUAAAUUAAAGCGUGGAGAGAAGGAUACGAAGGCAGAAUCGAACAAGGUGAUCGGGGGAUCUCGAUCGACGAUAAUUACGACAGCUGAAAAUGGUUUCACGGAUCAAAGUUUCGAGACCGUCUUCCCGGAAGCUUCGCAGAAAGGCAAAGAGACGCAGGUAGAGGCGUUGUUAUCUGCGAUGAAAUCGUUGCCGGAGCAAUUACUGGGUCCUUUCAUAUCGGCGAUGCAAAUGUUGUCGUCGAAGAAAUCGAGCGUGGUGGACGCCGGUAUUCUCGAUUCCAAAUCGGGAAAAAAUCAAAACUCUUCGCCUCUUCGAACUUCCGUUGAUGGAGGAUCGAUCGAAGAUGAAAGUGCACCUCGAAGCGUGGAAAAUUCAGGGAAACUCGUAACGGAAGUAGGGGAAACAACGGCGGCUGACAUCGAAAAAUUGCAAGAGAUCGAAACGGUACGUAGAAACGAGAAAAACGAUAACAACGUUAAAUUGACUAACGCAGAAGGGAGGGAAAUGGAGGCAGAAUUUAACAGGAAUCGGGUCCCAGAAGAAGAGAAAUCGUUGCGGAACGAAGGGAAAACGGAAACAUCGAUAGAACACGUAAGUUCUCAGAAACGUUCCCCGGAAAUUGCGGUUGACGAUACUAACACAAGUGAAAAAGCACCUAAUUCUGAACACUCUCGACGCUCAAUAAACGAAAUUUCGAGCGUCGAUCCGAGGGCAUCGUCAUUAUAUAUCGAGAAUUCAUCUCAUAAAUAUCACCUCGAAGCGAAUUCUGAAAUUCAUGCGAUUGACCACGAGCGAUCGUCGUCGAAGGAAACGGAUAACUCGAACGGCACGAGAGAUUCUAGGCUUAACAAUGCAUCUUUGAAAAACGAAUCACUCACCAUUGAUAAUCCGAUAAGACUGAACGAGGCCAUUGGCGCACAAUCAUUAUCGAGCGAGACGUCAUCCUCGUUCGUACGUGACUCGGGGACGUCUGUCAGUGAAUCAUCCGACAUGCAAAUGCGCUCGACCACUAUUGGGGCUCGAGCUGGCGAUGAUAACCGUGUGAAAUUAAUUGAUGCCAGUUUGGUAGUUGACAAUCGACCCUCUGCGGAGAGUGCGGCUAUUUUGGGACGUAAAUCGCUUGAUAAUAAUCAUACUAAUUCGACUCGGACGAAUGUGCCUCCUAAGGUUUGCACCCUUGAAGAAAGUCCUAAUUUAGUAGACGGUAGAAUCUCUGUUGGCCCAGCUUUGAAAAAUUCUCGAAUCGAUCCGCAGAAAAUUUCCGAGGAGCCCGAUAAUUUAAUUAAAAAUGUUUCUGAAGAUUGUGGAAAUAUCAGACACGAGAUUUUGAAAGAGGUCGCUCGAAAAGAGAUAAUCGAAGGAUCUAGAUCUAUUAGUCCAGAUUCUUCAAAAGGUCUUGAAAUAGCUCAGGAAAUUUCUGUAGAUUCUAAGAUCGUUGUAACUUCUAUAGAUUCCAAAGUUGAUGGAAUCCCUCCAGAUAUCGAAUCCUCUGUUCCCAAUAUCUCAAUGGAUUCUAAUAUUGCUACGCGCGAAGAAUCAGAAAAUUUGGAAAUUUCUAUUCAACCAGUUCCUGAGAAUUCGAAUAUUACGUCUAAUAUUCCUUUAGAUUCUAAAACUACUACAAUCUCUGAAAUUAUUUCCACUGAAAUAUCCGCGGAUUCUAAAAUUGUUGUUGAAGAAAUUUCGAAAACUCUUACACGUGAGAUUCCUUCAGAUUCUGAUAUUCCCAAAGAUUCAAAAAUUACAAUCUCUGAAACUUCUAGAUCUAUUCCAAACGAGGUACUUGAAGAUUCCAAAAUUUUUUCUGAAGAUUCUUCGGAUUCAAAGUUAGCUAUUCCUGAAAAGAAUUCUGAUAUUUCAAAAAAUCUUGAAGUAGUUUCUGAAACUUCGAAUGAUUCCAAAUCUCUUCCAAAUGAAAUUUCAAAAACUCUUACACGUAAGAUUCCUUCAGAUUCUGAUAUUCCCAAAGAUUCAAAAAUUACAAUCUCUGAAACUUUUAGAUCUAUUCCAAACGAGGUAUUUGAAGAUUCCAAAAUUUUUUCUGAAGAUUCUUCGGAUUCAAAGUUAGCUAUUCCUGAAAAGAAUUCUGAUAUUUCAAAAAAUCUUGAAGUAGUUUCUGAAACUUCGAAUGAUUCCAAAUCUCUUCCAAAUGAAAUUUCAAAAACUCUUACACGUGAGAUUCCUUCAGAUUCUGAUAUUCCCAAAGAUUCAAAAAUUACAAUCUCUGAAACUUCUAGAUCUAUUCCAAACGAGGUACUUGAAGAUUCCAAAAUUUUUUCUAAAGAUUCUUCGGAUUCAAAGUUAGCUAUUUCUGAAAAGAAUUCUGAUAUUUCAAAAAAUUUUGAAGUAGUUUCUGAAACUUCGAAUGAUUCCAAAUCUCUUCCAAAUGAAAUAUCCGAAGAUUUAAAAAUUUAUACUCAAGAAGAUUCUUCAGAUUUAAAAUUAAUGAUCGUUGAAAAAAAUCCUGAUAUUUCCACAGAUUCUAACAUAUCAAAUGAUUCUAAAUCUGCACCAAACGAAAUAUCUAAAGAUUCAAAAAUUAUUAUUCAAGAAGUUUCGAAAGAUCGAAUUCCUAUUCAUAAAUCUUCUUCAGAUUUAAAUAUUAUCCCCGAAGAAAAUUCCAAGGCUAAUUCACCUGAUACUUUCGAGGAAUCUGACAACGGUCACAAACCAUCCCAAGAGUCCAAAACUGCAGAGAUCCUUAACAAGCCCACAACGAUCGUCCACGAAACUUCUGAAAACGCGUUGCAUGUAUCUGAAAAAGUGGAGCAGCCUAUCUCCGUCGCAUGCCACGUCCCCAACGACAAAAUCGAUACCUCACCGCUAACUUCUGCAAGCAAGUGUGUCGAUUCUAAAGAAAAAACUUCCAAGCAAAUUAACAUUCGAUCGAAACCAGAAGCAGAAGAUAACACUGCGUCUCCCGCGAAAGUAAACGACAUAGAAAAAGAUACUUCUCUUCUUCUUCUAGAAACAAAAACUGAUAUAGAAAUCCAGGAUAAUUCGAAUAAAUCGAUAAAAAGGAUCGAUUCGGAGAUAGGGAAAAACGUAGAUGGAGAGAUUCGAGCCGUGCCCUCCCCCUCGACAUCUGGCAACGUGGACGCGAACGAACCUUGUGAAGCACCCGCGAAUACCGAAUCGACGAUUGUAACUAUCUCGAGUGACCCUUCUAUUUCCGGUUCCUCGUCGAGCCCGCUUACUUUGAACGGAUCGGCCGUUAACGAGGCAAAUUCCACGGAUACUAACGACAUACCGUUCGUCGCUCCUAAUAACGUUCCCGAUAUCUCGCAUAACGCGUCAAACUCGAUCGAAGGAGGUAUCGAGUCGAAUCUGAACGAAACUUAUUUCGCCGAUAACGUGCCUGGAAUCCUUAACGAAUCUUCCCGCGACGAUGAUAAAAGUAUAGAAAAAGAUUCGAACAAUAACGCGGCCAAUUUAUAUCCUCCAACUUUACGGAACGAAAUUGGGGGAAAUGGGGUCGAAAUAAAACGAUCGAAGGAAAAUCCUGAAAUAUACGUUGUCUCGGAUACUUCUACGAUCUGCGAAGACUCGUCGGUAAAUUUAACGGGAUUCGAUUCGGGUAUUGAUUCCAGCCAAGGAAUUGUCGCGUGCUCGAACGUAAAUGGUAUUAAUGAAGCACAUACAGGAGCAGCCGACGUUAUAGAGAUCAAAAUAAGCGAAUGCCCUAUGAUAGCGGUGAACGAUUGUGCGCCAAUAAAAGUGGUAGAAAGUCGAGGGGAAGGGGAGCCGAUCGAGGGAUCGGGGAAAUUGCGAACAGAAAGCGAGACACGCGAGAUCGUGACGAUUUCGGGAGAAAGCGCGGUGGACGUCGAAAAUAAUGAAACGGAUGCAAAUGAAGUUGAUAAAGCGGUUACUUCGAGAGGUACGGUGAAGGAGAGAUCCAAAUCUCCUGCGAAAAAGAUCGGCAGAAGGAGGUCUCCAGUGAAAGUAGUGAAAAAACCUACCGGCAUACCGAGAAGAAAUUUCGGAAAAGUGAGCCCGAAAGGCGCGACGAUGGCAAAGGCGAAGGAAACCGCGAUCGAGAUAACUCGAAGAUCGACAUUGUCGAAUCAAAAAUCGUCGAGAAAAAGUCCUCCAAAAACUACUACGAAGAUCGCGAGAAAUAUUUCUUCGAACGAGGUAACGAACAGAACGAGAUCAUUGCCGCUUAGACAAAGGCAAAUUUCAAAGAAUCUUAAACCUCCAACAGAGAAGGUGAUAACGGAAAAGAGAUCGACAAUUAUGAAUACUUUAUCGAAAGGUUGCGAACAAAUUAAGAGAUCGAUCAUGCCCGCGCAAUUAGCCGCUGAUAGAAGUAACGAAAAAGCGGAUGAGAAAAAUUUAAAAGGGAAGAACACGUUGAAAUCUUCCUUCCUCUCGAGGAUCCCCGUGUUCACGGCAAGACGUCGACUUCCACGACAGACUGGUGAAACUUCGUGGCAAUCUUGGAGAACGGUAUCCGGUGACGGGUUAACUAGAGCUUCGACGAAACCAUCGAUUACCCAACAAGCAUCGAGAAAAAGUAGUUCAGCUGGAAAUGCUUCGAAGAUUGGAGCCGGGCAAAAAAUGGAUUCCGAUAAAGUCGAGGGAAAUUUAAAUGGCGGAAAGACGGUGGCCGUAAAAACUGAAGCAGCUCGGACGAGAACUUCCGGGGAUGAGAAAGGCACGGGAGAAAAAACGAAACCCGCGAUGGUAUCGGAGAAAAAUGACAAGGAGGUAGUCGUGAUCGAGUCUACUACUAAGGGAGAUCCGAUGGUAUCCGAGGAAGUGGAUUUAAAUGAUACGACUUCGAGCGAAGAAUACGAGCUGGAAGAAGUUUCAGAUAACGAAACUUCCGCCUCAGACUUGGAGAGCAUCACUGAAUCGGAAUGUAUAUCGGAAAAAGAGCAAUCAGAUCGUACGUUGGACAGUACGGAGGAGCUGACCGAUGCCGAAAUUAUGCUACAAGAAACGAUUAACGCGAUAAAGGCGAAAAUAUCCGAUUCCGAAUUCGAGAAUUCUGAAAAUGAAUAUAUCACUGAUAACGAGAGCCAAGAGGAUUCUAACGAAGAUCACGUGAGAGAUUCUUUCUCCGAAGAAGAGAAGGAACAAUUGGAGAAAGAUAAAAAAAUUGAUAAUGAAAAUUCGGAUGAUGCAUCGUCCGAAGAAGAUGAUACUUUGAGAGAUGAUAACGUUGAUCUGAAGAAUCAACAAUUGCAAAGAACAAAUAAAUUACACGAUAAUAAAACCAAAAAUGUAUCUAAAAAAAAUAUUAUUUCUAAAACUUGUUCCACUAAAAAAUCUGCUGUAUUUAUAAAAAAUGACACAAAUAUCGUCAAAGAUAAGUCUGCUAAAUUAAACGAAAAACUUGAAAUAAACAAGUCUGGUAAAAACGAGCAAAACAAGACAGAUCUUAAGACAGAAAUCGUAAAAGUGAAGCGGUCGAGCGAUAAACGCACGAAAGUGAAUCGCAGAGCGAGUACAGGCUUUGACAGAGGGGUGGAUCAGGGUGGAACGUUAAAGAAACGAUUCUCUUUGGUGGCCAGUUGUAUCCGUCGAUUCGAGGGCGAAGAGAAAACAGAACGAGAAUAUGUGGAAAGUAGGAGCGGCAAGGCAAAGACAGGCGGAUCUCCCAAAACGGAGAGGGAGAGAAUUGCUCGUCGUCUCUUAGCGGAAGGUAAAGCGUCGAAUUACGACGAAGCGGAAGUAGCCGCCAGUUUGCUGGCUUUGAAGUUUGGAGACGUUGAGGCUCUUCAAGCGGCCAAAGAGUGUUCCAGUAUAGAAUCAGCAUUAGCAUUCUUACAACAGGAAUGUGAACUUUGCACGGGUCGUUUUGCGAUGAGUCAGAUAGUGUCCAUGUUAAAAUGCAUUCAUCGUUGUUGCAACGAGUGUGCAAAGAAUUACUUCACUAUCCAGAUCAGUGACAGAAACAUAACGGAUGCAGUUUGUCCAUUCUGUAAAGAACCAAAUCUUAAAGAUGCGAAUGAAGACGAGGUUCUCGAAUAUUUUAGUAACCUGGACAUACAGUUGAAAACACUUCUAGAUCCUCCGAUUCACGAACUCUUUCAAAGAAAGCUGAGAGAUAGAACAUUAAUGCAAGAUCCGAAUUUUAAAUGGUGCAUUCAGUGUUCAAGCGGAUUUUACGCAGAUCCAGAUCAAAAGAGAUUAAUAUGUCCCGAUUGUCGAUCAGUCACGUGUGCCCAAUGUCGAAGGCCAUGGGAGAAACAGCACGAAGGAAUUACGUGCGAGCAAUUUGCUGCUUGGAAAGACGAGAAUGACCCGGAUAAUCAAGCCGCUGGCUUAGCCAAGCAUCUCGCGGAUAAUGGGAUAGAUUGUCCUAAAUGCAAAUUUCGUUACUCCUUGUCUAGAGGAGGUUGUAUGCAUUUCACAUGUAGUCAAUGCAAGUACGAGUUUUGUUGCGGUUGUGGUAAAGCGUUCAUGAUGGGAGCAAAAUGCUCGGUAAGCCCGUAUUGCGCAAAGCUGGGCCUUCACGCUCAUCAUCCACGGAACUGUCUGUUCUAUCUUCGCGAUAAGGAGCCCGGCCAAUUACAACAGCUGUUACGAGAUAAUGGAAUCGAGUACGACACAGAGGGUCCAGCUGGCGAGCGCAAGUGCAAAGUGCAAUUGCAAAAAGAAACUCCUACUGGUGUUGUAGACGCGGUAUGCAAUUCAGAUGUUGUCGAGGGACACGCUGGUUUGUGCAGGAACCACUAUAUCGAAUACCUAGUUCGAAAAAUCCGGAUGAUUCAACUGGAACCGCUUCCGUUACUAAACAUAGAUGAUCUUGAGACAUGCGUGAAACGUGCGGGGAUCAAGUUACCCCCGAAUUGGCAGCACUACAUAGAGUACUUGGCGGGUCUGGUACUGAAGGGCAAGCUGGAUCCCGUGGCGAUCUUUGACUUGAACGAUGCCAAGCAAGAGCUGCGCCGUCGGGGAAAAGUUCCCCCUGCGAAGGACCAGGAAAUGUCCGAGCGGGAUUAUCUCGAGGCGUGCAUUCAGAUCGUGCGCAAGGAAAUUCCAUUGGAGUGAUAGAAGGGGAAUAAUUAAUGUGCGAUUUUACGUAACUCACGCUUUUUAUGCAUCAUGUAUAGUGUAUUUAUUUUAUCGUAUGGACAGCGAUGUAGAGAACAAUUUACAAUUAAAGUAAACAAAGAUUGAAAA